AGCUGUCACGAGGUGUGUAAGGCUUACUUACGUAUUUUUUUAGAUUAAAAUUUAUUGUUUACAUGCAUUUGUAAAAUCGGAGAAAUCUGGUCAAGAUUAUUCGACCACCGCCCAUUCCUAAAUGGUGAAAUAAAAUUUAUGCUGAAAGAGUUUGAGGAGAAGCGUGGAGACAGGGAAGUAGAAAAUUUGUUUGCUAUACUUGAGAAACUAACUGAUAUAAAAGACAGCCAGGCAGAAAAGAUUAUCAAAAGUGGAGAAACGGGUCUUCCAGUACUGAAAGAAAAGUUACAACAAGCGUUACUGCUCAGUGACGAAGUAGAGAAAGAUUAUCUGGAAGCACGCAAGGAGCAUGAUAAACGCAGAUUAGAACUCAAAGAAAAGAGACAAGUUGAAUGGGAUCAGUUUAUUGAUGAUAUGAACUUCAAAUGUCAAAGAAUAGACAAUACAUUUGAAGAAAAAGAAGAAGAACUAAGAGAUUUGUAUGCUGACCUCAACCAUAAACUAAAUAUUGCUAAAUAAAAAAUGGAUUCCAUAGGAUCGCUUGUUGAUACCAAACUUAAGAUCUUCCCAUCCACAAAUUUAUUAAAUUAUCUUAACACUAUAUCUAUCGAUGAUAAAACACCUAUAAAUAUUGCAAGACUGGUUAAAGGAAAAGAAUAUGAAGGAAACCACAAGACAACCAAAGAAGAUACAAAUAAGACUCCAGUACAUCUCAAUACCAAUGAUAUUGAAAAUCUAAAUAAAAUAAAAGCUAUUAUUGAGGCAAAAAACGACAAACAUACAGAAGAAUCUGAUGAAAACUCCUCUAAAUAUGAUGUUAUCGAAGAAGAGAAAACUGAGAAGGACACUUCCAAAGAGGAGAGUUCAGAAAAAAAUAAAAAGAAUGAAACUUCCAAAAAGACAGAGCCUGAUGAUAAAUCUGGAGAGAAGCAGAAGCUUAAUAAAGAGGAUCCUGAACAAGAAGAUAAAUUGUAUAUAACUACUGCUGAUGUAGACUGGUUGUACGCACACCUCCAGCAAAAAAGAAAAUCAAAUGUAGAUGGUGACAAAACUGUACCAUACUUACAUGUUUUAUUAGAAGGAGCUUCCAUUGAAACUCCUGAAAACCAAGUACUUAAAAGAGAUCCCGUUCUUGAGGCAAGGUGCGUCAAAUUAAGGGCUCAACAGGAGGCAAGGGAUUAUCGAAAGAUGACGAAAUCUGUUGAUAAUGUUAGAAUGAGGUUCCCCGAAGAUAGUAUUUCUUAUCAAUUGAAACAAAUGAAUCGCCAACUAAUAGCAAUUGGACAGUUCAUCAUUUCAAUAUUUGCUGGAUUUCUCUUUGGAUUCAGAGGAGUCGAGUGGUUGGUGGGCAAUCUGGACUUUGGUUUCAGGCUAUUACUAGGCGUUAUGUGCGCCUUGGUAAUUGCUCUUGCAGAAAUAUACUUCUUAGCUAAAAAGUUAAAUGAAGAAUUGAAUAUACCAGAAACUGUUCAAUUAGGUGGUCCACCUAAGUUUGCAGAUCAACCACAAUAUUAUGUGCCAAAACCAUCUAACAGCGUGGCAAAUAAGGAGCACCAGGAUUAGACUAAGAUUUGUUUUAAGUACAAUAAAUAUUAAUAAUAUUAUAUAUCAUUGAGUACAUGUUAUAUAGGUUCAAAUGUGUUAUAAACUUAUUAUUUAUUA
Messenger RNA from Helicoverpa zea (corn earworm), 1662 nucleotides. RefSeq names its product biogenesis of lysosome-related organelles complex 1 subunit 5-like. Gene Ontology annotation, cellular component: BLOC-1 complex; endomembrane system; transport vesicle. Bases 523 to 1563 code for a protein of 346 amino acids. The record is from RefSeq and is a predicted model, not a curated record. The transcript has 5 exons. Gene Ontology annotation, biological process: vacuolar proton-transporting V-type ATPase complex assembly. NCBI's taxonomy places the organism in Eukaryota, Metazoa, Arthropoda, Insecta, Lepidoptera, Noctuidae.